Molecule: messenger RNA, 1147 nt
Organism: Dermacentor silvarum
Lineage: Eukaryota; Metazoa; Arthropoda; Arachnida; Ixodida; Ixodidae
Product: slit homolog 1 protein
Exons: 3
Coding region: 188-1114 (308 amino acids)
Cellular component (GO): extracellular matrix
Source: RefSeq, a predicted model, not a curated record
CGGCGUGUUGCAUUUCACGUGAUAGAAGACGCCAAAAUAUGAGCGGUCGUAAACAAACCUUUCAUUUGUUUGACUUGUUGUGAGCACUGGUGGCGUGAUCUAAGGAUAAGGCUUUGAGGUACUCUUAUAAGCGCAUCUCGAUCCGUGUUCCCAGUCCGUUGAAUUCUGUCAGAGAGCAUCUCCGAAAAUGUUUCGCAUGUACUGGCUUUUUCUACUGCUGCAGUGCUGCAGCGUACGGCUCGCCCUUUCGGAACCUACUUGCCAGAAGUUUCAAACGGACACAGAUACAAUUUUCUUCAAUUGCGCCGGCUUCACAAGUGCGUCCCAAUUGGCCACGAAAAUUCCUCGUCCUGAACCCGAGAAACACUCCUUCUCGUUAUCCGACAGUCGCCUCGAGCGCCUACCCGUCGACGCAUUUGACGGCUUAUCCGCCUCCAACGUAACGUUGAACAACGUCCACGUCGACGACUUCGAGGCGUCGCAUCCCAACGCGUUCGAAAGACUCAAUGGCACCUUGGUUGAGCUGGUCUUCGUUAGAGGCAGUACGCUGCCGAAGUCAUGGAGCUUGCUGCAGGACGUUCUCUCGCUUACGUCACUGCGCUUCGAGAAGCAGGCUGUGUCGAUCGACCACGACUGGAGCAACCUGCCACGCAGUCUACGCGACAUAUUCAUCACGGAGUCUACAGUGACGAGCUUGGAGCAAGGCGCCCUUAAUGUACUGACGAGCAUAGAGCGCUUCGGCAUCACCGACAGUAGACUGCGUAAUUUUUCGUGGUCUGUUUUGCCGAGUCCAGCUUUUUCUCUGCACACGAUAUUGUUAAGCGAAAAUGAACUCACUGAAAUUCCAAAACGGUUCAUUGCCCAGCAGUUUCCUGCUUUAAGGAGCAUUCACCUAGAGUCCAAUGCAAUCACGACCUGGGAUGAGGAAACGCUUGAUGCUAUUCGCCAGCAUCCUAAUAGCCCAAGGCUGAUCCUGGGGGCCAUCGCAUGCGACUGUCGGGUUCGCAAGCUUCUGGAGUUUCCCAGGAACCAAAUUUCAGCUACAUGCGCUUCACCAGACGAGUGGAGACACCGCCGAAUCGGCGAGAUCCGCGUCGAAGACCUGCGUUGCUGAGAGCAGUGAAGGCGACGGGAAUAAUAAAAAAAG